Molecule: messenger RNA, 3430 nt
Organism: Poecilia reticulata (guppy)
Lineage: Eukaryota; Metazoa; Chordata; Actinopteri; Cyprinodontiformes; Poeciliidae
Source: RefSeq, a predicted model, not a curated record
UACAGAUUAGUCCACAAUCUAUUGUUAUGUAAGGUUGUUAAAAGACCCCGGAUGAUGUUAGGGGAAAAAACAAUAUUUUCAGAAGUAGAUUAAAAUUAAACUGACAAGGUAACAAAACCGUCGUACAUAUUUCUGCAGUAAGAAAUUGCGACGCGUGGUGUCAGUGCACUGCAAACCAUCGAGUAUCUUGUCCUUUUUUCUUUUUUUUUUUGCGGUUCAAAUUCUUUAUUAGUGUACGCCGUUCGGAUGCUGCGGGAUUUCCCCUUUGCUUUGCGUUUUAAAUGGGUUGAAUAUUUGUAAUGUUUGCAUACGUGGAUAUACUGUACACCUGGCUGCCAAGUCUCUGACGUUCAAAUCAAGAAGAUUUUUGUCCCUGUUCGUAUAUUACAUUAUGCUCGAGUUUACUAUGGAACAAAGGAGACGCGUACCAAGAAGGCUGGGCCAGUAUUUGGCUGGAUGCAUCAUUACUGUGCUUUUAUUGAGUGGAGUCUCAGCCCAGUUAAAAUAUUCGAUCUCCGAGGAAGUAAAUGAAGGAACUGUGGUCGGAUAUAUCGCAAAGGAUCUGGAGUUGGAUAAAAGCACACUCAAAGACAGAAAGUAUCGGAUUGUUUCAAAUGAUGCGGAACCUCUUUUUCGUGUAAAUCAAGACGAUGGAGUCCUUUAUGUCAGCCAAAAGAUUGACAGAGAGAAGGUGUGCUCGCAAAGUAGUACGUGUUUAUUAAACGUGAAAACGGUACUGGAAAACCCGCUGGAGGUGCACUACGUCGUGGUAGAGGUGCUUGAUGUAAAUGACCACUCUCCAAUCUUCCAAGAGAAUGAACUCACGCUGGAAAUUUCUGAAUCCGUGUUUUCCGGAGCACGAUUUCAGCUGAAAGCUGCAAAAGAUCCAGAUAGUGGCCGUUUCUCUGUGCAGCAGUAUAAACUUAACCAAAAUGAUCAGUUUCGAUUGGAAGUUAAGGAUAAAGGUGAUGAUGGGAAAAUACCUAUUUUAAUCGUACUAAAACCUUUAGACAGAGAAACAGCAAAAAAACACUCCCUAGUACUCACAGCUAUGGAUGGAGAUAAACCUCCAAAAACAGGUAGUAUGAAUAUCCAGAUACAUAUUUUAGAUGUAAACGAUAAUGUUCCGGUUUUCUCCAGCGAUGCUUAUUCUGUGACGCUAAGAGAAAAUGCCCCAUUGGGAACAACAGUCGUACAGGUCAACGCAACCGAUUUAGAUGACGGAACAAACGGAGAGGUGAUUUAUUCACUCGGCAAGAGCAUGAAUCAGCAAGCUUUAAAUAUUUUCGACAUUAACCCGUUAACUGGAGAUAUAACUGUCAAAGGUUUAAUAGACUACGAAGAGAGAGAUAAAUAUGAAAUUGAAAUUGAGGCAUCUGAUAAAGGAAUUGCUCCUCUUACUACUGAGAAAAGUGUUAAUAUAAAAAUUAUUGAUCUGAAUGAUAACGCUCCAGAGAUAGAAGUUACUUCAUUUUCUAGCUCAAUUCCUGAAGACUCCCGACCUGGAACUACAGUCGCGCUUAUCAGUGUAAAUGAUUUGGACUCUGGUGUUAAUGGGAAAGUGAUAUGCUCAAUGAGUGAGGACAUUCCAUUUAGUUUAGCACCAACUAUUCAAGACACCAUAUUCUCGUUAGUUACCAAAUACCCUCUGGACAGAGAGAAACAAUCGCAUUAUGACCUAACGAUAUUUGCAAAAGAUGCAGGACAACCUCCACUGUCAUCUGAAAAAACAAUCAGCGUCGUGGUGUCAGAUGUGAAUGAUAACCGCCCAGAGUUUGUUUUGAGUCCAUAUACAUUUUAUCUUAGUGAGGCUAAUGAACCUGGGACGUCAGUAUUUUCGGUUAAAGCGUUUGACCGUGAUGAGAAUGAUAAUGCAAUUAUUUCAUACCAAGUUGUUAGAGGUGGAAAAGAGAAUGACAAAAUUACCUCAUUUCUCAACAUUAACUCUGAAAAAGGCGAGAUUGUGGCACUGAAAAGUUUUGACUUUGAAACUCUGAAAACUUUCCAGUUCCAAGAGGAGAACAUUGGAAGAGCCUCAGCGCAGUUGCGGUAUUCGAUCUCCGAGGAGGUAAAAGAAGGAACUGUGGUUGGAAACAUAGCAAAAGAUCUGGGUAUAGAUAAAAACAUACUGAAAGACAGAAAGUAUCGGAUUGUAUCAAGUGAUGUUGAUCCGCUCUUUAACGUGAAUCAAAACGAUGGGAUCCUUUACGUGAGCCGGAUCAUUGACAGAGAAGAGGUGUGUGCCCAGAGUAGUCGAUGUGUAAUGAAUGUUAAGACUGUGCUGGAGAAUCCGUUGGAGGUCCAUUACGUGGAAGUGGAAAUCCUGGAUAUAAAUGAUCAUUCGCCUAUUUUUUCGGACAAAGACAUUACACUGGAGAUAUCAGAGUCAGCGUUGCCGGGAGCCCGAUUUCAGCUUAAACCGGCCCAGGAUCCAGACAGCGGUGUGAUCGACUAUGAGGAUAAAGACGAAUAUGAAAUAGAAAUACAAGCAUCCGAUAAAGGUUUUGCUCCGCUAACAACAGAAAAAAGCGUGACCAUCAAGAUUAUUGACAUGAACGAUAAUGCACCUGAAAUUGAAGUUACUUCGUUUUCCAGCUCACUUCCUGAAGAUUCACAACCAGGGACAACUGUGGCUCUCAUCARUUUCCAAGUUGUCGCCACUGAUUCUGGGACUCCGUCACUCAGCAGCAACGUCACAGUGAACGUGUUCAUUCUGGAUCAGAACGACAACGCUCCAGUCAUCCUGUAUCCACUCAGCUCCAAUGGUUCUGCUGAAGGUGUGGAGGAGAUUCCACGUAAUGUGAACGCAGGACACUUGGUGACUAAAGUCAGAGCCUAUGACGCUGAUAUAGGAUAUAAUGGCUGGUUGCUGUUUUCACUACAGGAAGUUUCUGACCACAGUCUGUUUGGUUUGGACCGCUACACAGGACAGAUCAGAACACUUCGCUCAUUCACAGAGACAGACGAGGCUGARCAUAAACUGGUCAUACUGGUCAAGGAUAAUGGCAACGUUUCCCUCUCAGCAACAGCUACUGUGAUUGUUAAACUUGUGGAGCCCAAAGAAGCUUUUGCAGCUUCUGACGUUAAAAGUGCUGCAAAAGAUGAUGAGGAUGAUGAUGUGACUUUUUACCUGAUGAUCACUUUGGGCGCUGUUUCAGUUCUAUUUAUCAUCAGUAUCAUCGUGCUGAUUGCAAUGCAGUGCUCCAAAUCCACAGACUAUACUUCUAAAUGUCUCCAAGAGGCUAAUUAUGAUGGGACACUGUGUCACAGCAUCCAGUACAGAUCUGGAGAUAAACGCUACAUGUUAGUUGGACCCAGAAUGAGCAUUGGAUCUACUAUAGUACCUGGAAGUCAUGCAAAUACACUAGUACUUCCUGACAGGAGGAGAACGUUGGAAGAGCUCCACUUGUUCUUGCUGGUUUUGAGAUAG